Molecule: messenger RNA, 1779 nt
Organism: Meriones unguiculatus (Mongolian gerbil)
Lineage: Eukaryota; Metazoa; Chordata; Mammalia; Rodentia; Muridae
Gene: Mrm2
Product: mitochondrial rRNA methyltransferase 2
Exons: 3
Coding region: 127-867 (246 amino acids)
Biological process (GO): RNA methylation
Cellular component (GO): mitochondrion
Molecular function (GO): rRNA (uridine-2'-O-ribose)-methyltransferase activity
Source: RefSeq, a predicted model, not a curated record
CGCAGCUCCCACACACCGCGAACCGUCCAUACCUUCGCGCCCUGGCUGCAGCUUCCUGGGCGGGACCUCACGCUGGAAGCGAGGGCGGGACUUCCGGCGGCGGGAGGAACCCGCCCGCAAGUAGCUAUGGCCUGGUACGCGAAGCUGGUGGGCAUUCCCCUUAGGGUUCAGAGGUUCCACACAGCCGCGUGUCACUGCAAGGGCCGGACUGGCGCCGAGCACCAGUGGCUCACGCGGCACCUGAAGGACCCGUUUGUGAAGGCUGCAAAGGUGGAGAGUUACCGCUGCCGCAGCGCCUUCAAGCUCCUGGAGAUGAAUGACAAGCAUCACAUCCUGAGGCCUGGUCUCCGGGUGCUGGACUGCGGGGCGGCCCCGGGAGCCUGGAGUCAGGUGGCAGUGCAGAGAGUCAACGCCACGGGCGCAGAUCCCAGCUCUCCUGUGGGCUUUGUGCUGGGCGUCGAUCUCCUUCACGUAUUCCCUUUGGAAGGAGCAACUUUUCUAUGCCCCGCUGAUGUGACUGACCCCAGAACUUGCCAGAGAAUUUUAGAACUGCUUCCCGGAAGGAGAGCAGACGUGAUUCUGAGUGACAUGGCACCCAAUGCCACUGGCAUCCGGGGCCUUGACCACGACAGGCUUAUCAGCUUGUGCCUCAGCCUUGUGGACAUGGCUACGGACACCCUGCAGCCCGGGGGCACUCUGCUGUGUAAAAUCUGGGCGGGAAGCAGAAGCCACCUGCUCCAAAGGAGACUGACCCAGGAAUUCCGGAACACAAAGGUCGUGAAGCCCGCGGCCAGCAGGAAGGAGUCUUCAGAGGUGUACCUCUUAGCCACACAGUACCGUGGCAGGGAGGGCUGUCCGGAGCACUGAGCCGGCCCUGUCCUCUGGGCACACCCUCCUGAGCGGGGCUGGGAUCUGAGCUGCACUGUGGGUAUGAACGGCACACUGAGGUCUUUAAAGAGAUGAAAAAUGAUAACAAUGGGCCAGCACGAUGGCUCAGUGCGCACAGAGGCUCACUGCUCGGCCUGAUGGCACACAAUGUGAACAAACGCAUUGCUGUGGUUAGCUUUUGUCAGUUUACCACAAACUUAGCUUUAUCUGGGAAGAAAGGCCCCAACUGAGGAAUUGCCUUUGUCAGGUUGGCCAGUGGGCAAGUGUGUGAGACAUUUUCUUGAUUGGUGGUCUAAGUGGGAGGGCACAGCCCAGUGAAAGCGUGCCACCCCUGGGCAGGUGGUCCUGAGUUGUACAAGAAAGUGGGCUGAGCAAGACAUGAGGAGCAAGCCAGAAGCCACACCCACCUGGUCUCUGCUUCAGUUACUGCCUCAGGUUCCCACCUUGAGAACCCACCUUGACCUUUUCAAUGACAGACUUGUGUCAGGAUGAGCAGGCCAAAUAAACCCUUUCCUCCCAAGGUUGUUCUAUGUGCCGGAAACAAAAUACAAAGCCAGUCUUCUCUAUCAGGAUUUUAUUUUUCAGGCUUUUGUUUGUUUUUGAGAUUGGGUUUCACUCUAUGGUCCUCCUGCCUCGGCCCCCCAAGUGCUGAGAUUACACUGCUACACCUGAUUCUUAUGAGGAAGAUAGGUGGAGAGCGAAGGAUUAAAAAAAAGCAAAAAACAACUAGGCAGUGGUGACAAACGCCUUUAAUCCCAGCACUCAGGAGGCAGAGGCAGGCGGAUCUCGGAGUUCUAGGCCACCCUACAGAGCAAGUUCCAGGACAGGGCUACACAGAGAACCCUGUUGGAAUAAAUAAAUAACUAAAUAAAAAUAAACGGUUGGAUGGGA